Molecule: messenger RNA, 2528 nt
Organism: Pipistrellus kuhlii (Kuhl's pipistrelle)
Lineage: Eukaryota; Metazoa; Chordata; Mammalia; Chiroptera; Vespertilionidae
Gene: SLC25A22
Product: solute carrier family 25 member 22
Exons: 10
Coding region: 317-1288 (323 amino acids)
Biological process (GO): aspartate transmembrane transport; malate-aspartate shuttle; L-glutamate transmembrane transport
Molecular function (GO): L-glutamate transmembrane transporter activity; L-aspartate transmembrane transporter activity
Source: RefSeq, a predicted model, not a curated record
CGCCGGGCGUGUGCGGACACGUGCGCGCUGCAGCCGCCAUCGCCUAGCGGGGGGCGGCCCGGCUCCGGCUCCGGGCCCGGUUCCGACCCGUCCAACGGGACCGGGGUGAGCCGGCCCCGGAGCGGGUCCCGCAGCCGCCGCCAGCCUCCUCCGGCCGCGGGGGGCGCCGCUCUCGCCGGCGGAACAGAGGCGAGGGGGCCGGGCAGGCCAGAAGGGGUUUGCGGUCCCCGAUUCCCAGCCAGUGGGUCCCUCCUGCCACCCCUCCGCCCUCCACCACCGACUCCGCCUGCACCUGGUGCCACCGCCCGCCGGUUAAAUGGCUGAUAAGCAGAUCAGUCUCCCCGCCAAGCUCAUCAAUGGGGGCAUCGCCGGGCUGAUCGGGGUCACCUGCGUGUUCCCCAUCGACCUGGCCAAGACGCGGCUGCAGAACCAGCAGAACGGCCAGCGCAUGUACACCAGCAUGUCCGACUGCCUCAUCAAGACCAUCCGCUCGGAGGGCUACUUCGGCAUGUACCGCGGAGCCGCCGUGAACUUGACCCUUGUCACCCCCGAGAAGGCGAUUAAGCUGGCAGCCAACGACUUCUUCCGACAUCACCUCUCCAAGGACGGGCAGAAGCUGACACUGCUGCGGGAGAUGCUGGCCGGCUGUGGGGCCGGCACCUGCCAGGUCAUCGUGACCACCCCCAUGGAGAUGCUCAAGAUCCAGCUCCAGGACGCCGGCCGCAUCGCCGCCCAGAAGAAGAUCCUGGCCGCCCAGGCCCAGCUUUCCACACCGGGGGGCGCCCAGCCCUCCGUGGAGGCCCCCGCCGCCCCCCGGCCCACGGCCACCCAGCUCACCCGGGACCUGCUCAGGAGCCACGGCAUCGCCGGCCUCUACAAGGGACUGGGGGCCACGCUGCUCAGGGACGUCCCCUUCUCCAUCGUCUACUUCCCCCUCUUUGCCAACCUGAACCAGCUGGGCCAGCCGGCCUCCGAGGAGAAGUCCCCCUUCUACGUGUCCUUCCUGGCCGGCUGCGUGGCCGGGAGCACGGCCGCCGUGGCUGUCAACCCUUGUGAUGUGGUGAAGACUCGCCUGCAGUCCCUCCAGCGCGGGGUCAACGAAGACACCUAUUCCGGCUUCCUGGACUGCGCCAGGAAGAUCCUGCGGAACGAGGGCCCCUCCGCCUUUCUGAAGGGGGCCUACUGCCGCGCCCUGGUCAUCGCCCCGCUUUUCGGCAUCGCCCAGGUGGUCUACUUCCUGGGCAUCGGGGAGACGCUGCUGGGGCUGCUGCAGAGCCCCCAGCCCUGAGCUGCCCGCCCCCCGCAGGACUAGAGGGGCCUGGGGCUGGGCGGCCGCCCAGGACCAAGCAGGGGAGCGUCUGCGCCCCUCCCCGUGUGGAGGGGGGAGGAGGAGGGGUGCAGGGUGCACACCCAUAGGCUGAGGGGUCCUGCCUGCAAUCACUGGGAUCAAGGUGUUAUUUAUGUAGAAGUCACAGGAGUCGUCACAUUCCCGGAGCCAGCCCUGCCCCCUCUGCCCGGGCCUGGGCACCCCCGGGACAGAGCUGGUCUCAGCUGGGGGCUCCCGGGUGAGGGCUGGGCGGGGGAUCCUCCCCUCCAGGCUACCGGCCCCGCCCCGAGGCGCAGCCCCUGGUCCCCAAAGGGGAGGCUGCACAAACCUAUUUAUUAACUUGCUGAGCACAAGUGGCUCUGUCCAGCCCUCUGUCCGUCCAUCGGUCCAGCCUCCCCACUGCUGCUCUCGCCUCGGCCAGCCUUGCAGGAGAAUCGGGGUCUCCUGCCCCCCAUAUUGAGCCAGGAAUCCCAGGCAGGCGGGGCGGGGGGAUCACACUGAAUCCUGACUCCCAGGGAAACCCCACCCCUCACUGUGGGCCCCUCUGCCCCAUCCCAGACGGAGCCCAGAGUGUGUGAGGUCUGUGUGCAUAUGGGAGAGUCGCUGCCCUUCCCACAUGGCCAGGCAGUGCACACGUGUGCGUGCGUGUACGUGUGUGUGUGCUGUGUAAACCUAUGCCUCUGCUGACCCUGUCCAGAGUUGUUUGUCCAGUCCAGCUCCUCUGGCUGCACCUGCAGCUGACCCCUCUCCCGAGACCUGCACCCCGGGUCUGACCUUGGCCAGUGGGAAGGGCACGCAGACCAGUGUGGAGCCGGGGCACCUGCUCUGUGUGCAGGGGCGGGGAGCCGCCCUCCUGGCCGCCCUGCUCUCGGGCCUCUGAUAAGGCCCACCUGCCCCCUCCAGCCCCCUCCGCCCGCCGCCCAGACCCACCCCCGUUGUGAAUGGAGGCAGGCACCCCCUGGCCGGGCGAUCCUGCUGGUGCUGUGUCCCCGCCACCCAGGCCCUCUGAGGAGGCCCCUUCCCAGCGACACUACCUGGGGCCGAGGCCUGGCCCCCGUUCACGGUUGUACCCCCCACAUCUGUUGUCCUUGGAAGCUGCUGCUGCUGCUGAUAGAUUUAUAUUUUUUUUCUUUUGAGGAGUUUCAAGAAGUGACUUUUUGUGUCUUGUCAUGUAAGGAGAUAAAUAAAUAUUCUAAGUAGA